AUGUCUGGUGGUGAUAAAUGUUAUUACUUUAAUUGUAAUAAAACUCGAAAAACGAGUAAUAAUGUUUUUCAUUUAAUCCCAUCAUCUAAUCCAGAAAUAUAUAGGAAAUGGAUAAUAAACUCAGAUGAAACGUAUGUAGUUAAAUCUCCUAGAGCUUGGACUUGGAGUGUAUCAAAACUAGGAGUAAACGAGGGUAACACACAAAUUUUAUCCGAAGAUGUAUGUGUUAAUGAGACAAUUAACAUGACACCAACAAAAUCGCAAAGGCGCACUAAUAAAAUGGACGAAAAAAAUGCAUCUUCCACACCUGAAAACCUUAAAGUGGUAAUGCCUAAUUAUACAUACAAUAAUUUACAUUCAAAAACAUCCACUCCAAACAUUUCAAUUUUUAAUCAAAGUCCUAAAUUAUUAGGAAUAUCUCCUUCAACGAAAAAAUGGGUAUCGCAAUUAAUUGACCUACCAAGUCCUCAAAAACCAUCAGAUAGAUCUAAUAAUGAAAUAAUAAAUAGUCCAAGAAAAAUCGCUGCAAAGAAUAAUAUUUUACAAAAAAAGUUACAAAACAUGAAAAAACUAAUCAAGCAUAAACGCGCUAUUAUUACUUCACUAAAAAAAACCAAUGAAAAAAAUAAACUCAAACAAAUUAAUGUGCACCGUUUUUUUGAAGAGACCAAGUUUCCGUCAAUUAAUUCUAAGGCUCUAAUAUCUAUGCAAUUGUUACAUAAAAGACGCAAACCGUGGUCUAAAACUGAAAAAAAUAUGGCUCCAUCAUUAUAUUACAAGUCACCUUCCACCUACAAAUUUAUGCGUAAAAAUGGCAUAAUUCUACCAGGUGAGACUACUGUUAGACGUUGGCUUAACUCAAUUAGUUUUUCUACUGAAUUUCCUAAAGCAUAUAUGGAUCAGAUAAGAUUAAAGAUUUCCGGAAUGAGUGAAAAUGAAAAAAAAUGUACAAUUUUACUUGAUGAAGUAGCUAUUAUGAAAUCGUUGGAGUAUAAUAAGGUGUUAGAUGAAAUUGAAGGAUAUGAAGACUUGGGGACAUUAGGGAGAACAAAUAAAAUAGGUUCUCAAGCAUUAGUUGUUAUGGUUCGCGGUCUUUAUUCAAACUGGAAGUUUCCUUUUUAG
Molecule: messenger RNA, 1122 nt
Organism: Metopolophium dirhodum (rose-grain aphid)
Lineage: Eukaryota; Metazoa; Arthropoda; Insecta; Hemiptera; Aphididae
Exons: 3
Coding region: 1-1122 (373 amino acids)
Source: RefSeq, a predicted model, not a curated record